Molecule: messenger RNA, 1086 nt
Organism: Talaromyces rugulosus
Lineage: Eukaryota; Fungi; Ascomycota; Eurotiomycetes; Eurotiales; Trichocomaceae
Exons: 6
Coding region: 1-1086 (361 amino acids)
Source: RefSeq, a predicted model, not a curated record
AUGGCCGAAACAUCGGUGGACUUGCACGAGUCCAAAGUGCAAGCUAUCAUUGUGUGUAAUACAAUCCUUAUUGUCAUCAGCUCCUUAGGGUUGUUUGUACGGCUGUUUGUGCGAAUUCGUUACCUCACUGGAAUUGGACUCGACGAUCUUUUUUGUCUAAUCGCAUGGAUUUUCACUUUUGUCGAGUGCCUUGUGUGUAUAUUGAUGACUAACUACGGCUAUGGGAAACAUAUUGGAACCGUCACCGAUCCUAAUACUUUAGCGAUGUUCCUCAAGCUCGACUUCGUGACGGAACUUACCUACCUAUGGGCUCUUGGUGCCAUAAAAAUCUCGUUUUGCCUAUUCUACCUCAAAAUCUUCCCUGGAAAAACAUUCGGUAUUGUUUGUUGGUGUGUUAUGGGACUAGUCAUUGCUGAGACGAUCGAGGAGACGUUUGUGGUCAUCUUCCAGUGCAGCCCGAUUCACAAGGCAUGGGAUGCGACCAAUACUGUUCCAGGGAAAUGCCUUCAGCUACUUAGCUUCUACUAUAUUUCAUUCGGCAUCCGGCUGGCGACCGACAUUGCUCUAUUUGCUCUUCCUAUUCCCAACUUGAUCAGCCUGAAGAUGUCACCCGGCAAGCGGGCAGGUCUGAUUUUCAUGUUCAGCUUGGGUGUUCUUGUGGUGGUGACGAGUAUAAUUCGAGUGACAUAUCUGAACAACUUCUCUUUGGACCACACCUGGACUCUUGUCGACCCUCUCAAUUGGUCAUCUGUCGAACUCGGCGUUGCCGUUUUCAUCGCAUGCUUCCCGUCCUUCAAGUCACUUGUCGCAUUCUGCUUCCCAGACUUGAAGCGGAUGUUCGGCUUGUCCUCAAACCGCAGCUACCUGGCUCACUAUGAAAUGUACGGAGCCUCGGGUCGUACCGGAGACCAUGCCCGUCGGUCUCAUUACAACAAUAUGAGCCAUACCAAGGGAAGCCAGGCCACAUCGCGCACCAGAACCCGGAUAGAGACUACGGGCAAUGAAUCGGACGAACAUAUUAUCCCGACCUCGCCUGAAGGAAUCCAAGUCCGAACAGACGUGACCGUGGAUCGCUUACCGGUCUGA